AUGCCUUCAUUAUCAUUUUACGCCUCCACUCCUUCUCCUCAGCAGUCUCCCACACUUUCGCCUACGCCGUCCAUAGUUCUUCAUCCCGCAUCGGGUAUACUUGAUCGCUCAAUUAACGAUUGUACGUCUAAUACUUUAGCAGGCAGCACACCAACAAAACAGUUGCACAAAUCAUCUGAAGACAUGCAAACGGCAUACCGACAACGCUACGCCCAAUACCUCGCCUCGACGUUCAAUAUGUCUGUUGAAGCUGCCAUGGCCGAGGCUGAAGCACAGCUCGCCCCUCGACGAAGUUCUGGCGUCUCGGAGGCUGAGACACUUCGAAGUAUCUGAGUCUCAGUGGUCGGCGACGAGUAAUGAACGGCCGUUGUCUUUUUCUUUCCUAAUUGUUGCUCUUCCCAGUUUUUUGUUUUUUGUUUUUUGUUUUUUGUUCGUUCAGCGGCAACAUAUUAUCGCAGUAGGGAUUUUUCUUCUUGGUGUUAGGUCCUUUCAAAUGUUGUGAACCAAUCGGGUCGCAGUUGGGUGGUGUUCUCAGUGGUAAUCGGAGCAAAAUAUCGAUGGACUAGUUGAAUGGAAAAAAUGUGUUUUCUCGUUCCUAAACUUGCUUUGUGAUGUUCCAACUAACAACUCCAGAUACACAUUACCUCGAAUGCUUCCACAAGUCACAGCACUUGAGGUGUACCCAUCUAGGUCACAUGUGUGUGUGUGCAAGAUAAGAUGGAGCGCAACCAACCACAAUGCAGUUCGCUUACUGGCCAAU
Periconia digitata is the source of this 760-nucleotide messenger RNA. The record is from the annotation of a GenBank genome assembly. NCBI's taxonomy places the organism in Eukaryota, Fungi, Ascomycota, Dothideomycetes, Pleosporales, Periconiaceae.